Messenger RNA from Colletotrichum gloeosporioides, 1089 nucleotides. RefSeq names its product Secondary metabolism regulator LAE1. The record is from RefSeq and is a predicted model, not a curated record. Gene Ontology annotation, molecular function: methyltransferase activity. The transcript has 8 exons. The coding region runs from base 1 to 1089 and encodes 362 amino acids. NCBI's taxonomy places the organism in Eukaryota, Fungi, Ascomycota, Sordariomycetes, Glomerellales, Glomerellaceae.
AUGUCUGCAGCACCACCCAGCAACCCAGGUUCGCCUGACUCGCCAAACCGCGAACCUGUAGCAGCAGACGCUGGCGUCCAGCCUGAAGUCCAGCCUGAGAACAACCCUGAAAAUGUGCUCACCGCCGAUGACACCGAGGAGGAAGAGGGCCAGUCGGUAGACGGAAGAAGUCUCGCUCCAUCAACCGAGAGUCUCCGCCCAUCCUUGUUCGACUACCGCCAGGAAAAUGGCAGGACCUACCAUCGGUACAAAGAUGGAAAAUACAUUUUCCCCAACGAUGAGCGGGAGAGCGACAGAUUGGAUAUGGAGUUUCAAAUCUGGAUGAUUUCGCUUGACGACAGGCUUGGAGUUGCUCCACCUUGCCUGGGAAGCUCCAAACCCACUCGAGUUCUUGAUAUCGGAACUGGCACGGGUAUCUGGGCCAUGCACUUUGGAGACGAGCAUCCUGAGGCCGAGGUCAUUGGUACCGAUCUGUCCCCAAUUCAACCGGGCUUUGUACCUCCAAACGUCAAGUUCGAGAUCGACGACCUCGAAGAUGAAUGGACUUAUUCUCUGCCGUUUGACUACAUCCACAGCCGAGUCAUGACAUCGAGCAUCGGAGAUUGGUCGGUGUAUCUGCGUAAAUGCUAUGAAAACCUGAAGCCUGGUGGUUACGUCGAGCUGCAAGAGAUUGACCUCUUCGCCACAUCCGACGACGGAACCCUCAAGCCAGAGAGCGCCUUGAUGAGAUGGUGUAACCUGCUCAUGGAGGCGUCGGAGAAGUUCGGCCGCCCCUUCGUCCGAGGCCCUACGCUCAAGGACAUCAUGUCAGCCGCGGGCUUCGUUGAUGUCAGCAUCACGGUGCUGAAGUGGCCUACCAACUCUUGGCCAAAGGACCCCAAGUACAAGGAGAUCGGCAUCUGGGAGAAUGCGAACAUGUUGGAAGGGCUGGAGGGAUUCUCAAUGGCGGCGUUGACCCGUGGCCAUAACUGGAGCAGGAUCGAGGUUGAAGUCUUCCUUGCAGAAGUACGCAAAGACUUUAACGACAAGAGUAUCCAUGCGUACUGGCCCGCGUACUGCAUUGUUGGCCGCAAGCCCGAAACUGUUUGA